Molecule: messenger RNA, 820 nt
Organism: Neocloeon triangulifer
Lineage: Eukaryota; Metazoa; Arthropoda; Insecta; Ephemeroptera; Baetidae
Product: putative defense protein Hdd11-like
Exons: 6
Coding region: 147-629 (160 amino acids)
Molecular function (GO): oxidoreductase activity, acting on metal ions
Source: RefSeq, a predicted model, not a curated record
AAAGUAGCCAGCAGCGACGAAUGUGUCUCCUGCCACUGUGGUAGAGGGAGCACGUAGAAUUAUAGACCUUGGAAGGUUAUAAAACUGUAGGUUCUCCGCAAAAAUCUUUCAGUACAACCCUGAGCGCUGACCGCCUAGUUUGGGAGAUGAAGGUGUUUGCUGUUGCCCUUUUCACUGGCCUUGUGGCGUUGGCCGCAGGUUAUGGAGGUGGCGCUCCCGAGGGCGCCUGCGGGGACAUGGUGCCCCAGCACCACACCCCACCUCAAACUAGUGCUUCUCCGUUCGCUAUUGACAUCAACAGAAACACUGUCAAGCCCAAAGGCAAGGUCUAUGUCACUUUGAGUGCUAAGGAAGGAGACAGCUUUAAGGGAUUUUUCAUUCAGGCUAGAGUUGGUGACACCGCUGUUGGUAAAUUUGACCCUGCCGAUGGAGUCAAACUUGUAAACUGCGGAAACGGCGUCGCUACCGGAGCAACACACGAGAACUCUCAGGCUAAAACCAAGGUCACUGUUGCCUGGGAAGCUCCCCCUGAGCUCUCCGAAAAUGUCAUCUUCACCGUGACCACUGCCAGAGAUGGUGGCACUUUCUGGGUUGCCCAAAAAGCUGCACCCCUCAAGGUUCAGGCCUAAUGAAACCAUUACCUCUAGCCGUAACCAAUUUAAAGGAAACUUCGUUAAUUUAUAAAUCAACAUUGUCAGCAGAAGAUUGAAAUUUUAUUGUUGUUUCAAUAAAACAACACAAUUUUUACAAUUACUUUUCUCUGAUUAAAACAUCAUGAUUUUAAUGUCACUUAAUAAUAAAGAAACAACAUCCUACAGUA